AUGUCUUCCCCAGUCACUGCGGCCCGCUACGGCAAGGACAAUGUCCGAGUAUACAAGGUCCACCGCGAUGAAAAGACCGGCGUCCAGACGGUCGUGGAGAUGACCGUCUGCGUCCUUUUGGAGGGUGACAUCGAUACCUCCUACACCAAGGCCGACAACAGCGUGAUUGUCGCAACCGACUCCAUCAAGAACACCAUCUACAUCACUGCCAAGCAAAACCCCGUCACUCCUCCCGAGCUCUUUGGUUCCAUUCUUGGAUCCCACUUCAUCACCAAGUACAACCACAUCCACGCCGCCCAUGUCAACAUCAUCACCCACCGUUGGACCCGUAUGACCAUCGACGGCAAGCCGCACCCGCACUCCUUCCUCCGGGAUGGCGAGGAAACCCGCAACGUGCAGGUCGAUGUCGUCGAGGGCAAGGGCGUGGACAUCACUUCGUCUCUGGCCAAGUUGACCGUUCUGAAGAGCACCAACUCGCAGUUCUGGGGCUUCCUGCGCGACGAGUACACCACCCUCCCUGAGACAUGGGACCGUAUUCUCAGCACCGACGUCGACGCCAGCUGGCAGUGGCGCCGCUUCAACGGGCUGGAAGAGGUGCGCGCUACUGUGCCUCAGUUCGAUGCGACCUGGUCGGCGGCCCGGGAUAUCACCCUUAAGACCUUUGCCGAGGACAACUCGGCCAGUGUCCAGAACACUAUGUACAAGAUGGCGGAGCAGAUCUUGGCUCGUCAGCCCUUGCUUGAGACGGUCGAGUACUCUCUGCCUAACAAGCACUACUUUGAAGUUGACUUGAGCUGGCACAAGGGCCUGAAGAACACCGGCAAGGAUGCCGAGGUGUAUGCGCCGCAGACCAACCCGAACGGGCUGAUCAAGUGCACGGUUGGUCGCAACACGAAGGCGAAGCUGUAG
Aspergillus tubingensis is the source of this 909-nucleotide messenger RNA. Its product is annotated as urate oxidase. Lineage: Eukaryota; Fungi; Ascomycota; Eurotiomycetes; Eurotiales; Aspergillaceae. Gene Ontology annotation, cellular component: peroxisome. Bases 1 to 909 code for a protein of 302 amino acids. Gene Ontology annotation, biological process: purine nucleobase catabolic process; urate catabolic process. The record is from RefSeq and is a predicted model, not a curated record. The transcript is spliced from 3 exons. Gene Ontology annotation, molecular function: urate oxidase activity.